GGGGACUCCGGGAGGCCGAGGGCCACAGCGCUGACAUACAGGGCUCGGAGUACCGGGCAUCCCAGGCACCAUGAGUUUGUCCUUGCACCCCCGGAGUGUAAUUCUCUACCUCUGCACUCUUUUAUUGCUCUCUUCAACAUGCCUGGCAUAUGUUGCUACCAGAGAUAACUGCUGCAUCUUAGAUGAAAGAUUUGGUAGUUAUUGCCCAACAACCUGCGGCGUUGCAGAUUUUCUGUCUACUUACCAAGCCAAAGUGGACAAGGAUCUACAGGCUUUGGAAGACAUCUUAAGUCAAGCCGAAAACAAAACUUCAGAAGCCAGAGAACUGAUCAAAGCAAUCCAGGUCAUCGAUGAUCCUGAUGCACCAUCAAAACCAAAUAAGGUAGAUGGUGCUACUCAGAGUUCCAAGAAAAUGAUAGAAGAACUUUUGAAAUAUGAAGCCACAAUUUUAACACACGACUCAAGUAUUCAAUUUUUGCUGGAUAUAUAUAAUUCAAAUAACCAAAAGAUCAAUAACUUGAAACAAAAGGCAGUCCAGCUGGAAGCAAAGUGUCAGGAACCUUGCAAAGAUACAGUACAAAUAUAUGAAACAACUGGGAAAGAUUGUCAAGAAAUUGCAAACAAGGGAGCCAAAGAGAGUGGGCUUUACUUUAUCAAACCUCUCAAGGCUAAGCAGAAGUUCUUAGUCUACUGUGAAAUUGAUUCAUCUGGAAAUGGAUGGACUGUGAUUCAGAAGAGACUUGAUGGCAGUUUGGAUUUCAAAAAAAAUUGGAUUCAAUAUAAAGAAGGGUUUGGACAUCUGUCUCCUACUGGCACCACAGAGUUUUGGCUGGGAAAUGAGAAGAUCCAUUUGAUAAGCACGCAGUCUGCAUUCCCAUAUGCAUUAAGAGUACAAUUGGAGGACUGGACUGGCAGAACCAGCACUGCAGACUACUCCACAUUCAGGGUGGCACCUGAGGCUGACAAAUACCGCAUGACAUAUGCAUACUUCAUUGGUGGAGAAGCUGGCGACGCCUUUGAUGGCUUUGAUUUUGGUGAUGAUCCUAGUGACAAGUUUUAUACAUCCCACAAUGGCAUGCAGUUCAGUACCUGGGACAAUGACAAUGAUAAGUUUGAUGGCAACUGUGCUGAACAGGAUGGGUCUGGUUGGUGGAUGAACAAGUGCCAUGCUGGCCACCUCAAUGGAUUUUAUUACCAAGGUGGCACUUACUCAAAAGCAUCUACUCCUAACGGUUAUGAUAAUGGCAUUAUUUGGGCCACUUGGAAAUCCCGGUGGUAUUCCCUGAAGACAACUGUCAUGAAGAUCAUCCCAUUAAACAGACUCUCCAUUGGAGGACAGCAGCAACACGUGGGGGGAGCCAAACAGGCUGGAGAUGUUUAAAAGACCAUUUCAAAAGUGAUUUGCUUCUUUAAAGGACUUAUCUAAAUAGAGAACUACAAUAUUUUUCCUAUGGGACAACGGACUUGCAAAGCCACACAUCGCAUUAAGAGUAGAAAGAACCCAUGUUGAAAACUCCACUAAUAGUUUUAUGCUGGUGAUAAUUUUUCUAUAUGCCAUUUCAAUAAACAUUUUGUUUCCUAAGGGUA
Molecule: messenger RNA, 1587 nt
Organism: Choloepus didactylus (southern two-toed sloth)
Lineage: Eukaryota; Metazoa; Chordata; Mammalia; Pilosa; Megalonychidae
Gene: FGG
Product: fibrinogen gamma chain
Exons: 10
Coding region: 71-1381 (436 amino acids)
Biological process (GO): blood coagulation; protein polymerization; platelet activation
Cellular component (GO): fibrinogen complex
Molecular function (GO): signaling receptor binding
Source: RefSeq, a predicted model, not a curated record